Messenger RNA from Pelobates fuscus (common spadefoot toad), 1121 nucleotides. RefSeq names its product glutathione peroxidase 3 (gene GPX3). Gene Ontology annotation, biological process: response to oxidative stress. Lineage: Eukaryota; Metazoa; Chordata; Amphibia; Anura; Pelobatidae. The transcript has 5 exons. Gene Ontology annotation, molecular function: glutathione peroxidase activity. The record is from RefSeq and is a predicted model, not a curated record.
UUGGUUGUGUUGUGCUAGUUCAGUGUUAGAACAGGAUUGAUAGAAGCUCAACUGCUCUGCAUCUUGCCUUUGCGUAUACCCUGUAAGCUUAACAUCGCUCCCCCCCCAAAAUGGGGGUGAAAUCUAGGAUGCUGUGGCUCCUGCCCUGCUUUCUAGCUGCCUUUGUCAAGGCACAGAAGGAAAUCGACCAAAAGUGGGUUGAUUGUGACAGAUCUGUGACUGGCUCAGUCUAUGAAUAUGGCGCACUCUCCCUGGAAGGUAGUCAGUAUAUCCCGUUCUCCAAGUACCAAGGGAAGAUGAUCCUGUUUGUGAAUGUUGCAACGUACUGAGGGCUCACCAUGCAGUACCUAGAACUGAAUGCACUACAUGACGAAUUAGUUUCUAGUGGGCUUGUCAUCUUGGGAUUUCCAUGUAACCAGUUUGGACUACAGGAACCAGGGAGUAAUGAGGAAAUUCCCCUGGGAUUAAAAUAUGUGCGUCCUGGUGGAGGUUUUGAGCCAAAAUUCCAGAUGUUUGAAAAGGGGGACAUUAAUGGGAAAAAAGAGCAGAAAGUAUACACAUUUCUGAAGAACUCCUGUCCUCCGGUGGGUAAUAAUAUAGGCAACCCACUUAACCGCCUUUUCUGGGACUCCCUCAAGACCAAUGAUGUCAAGUGGAACUUUGAGAAGUUUUUGGUGGGACCGGAUGGUCGGCCGUGGAGACGUUGGCAUCCUCGUACACCAGUCGCUCAAGUGAAAAGAGAUAUAAUUUUCCUCAUGAAGCCUCAGCAUGGUCAACAAAGUAUCCUUAUGCUGGGAAGGGAGCAGAAAUAAAACACUGUGUCAAUAUCUUAUACAACAUUUUCUAUUCCUGAUUAUCUCUGUGCUUCUUUGUGCUGUGACUGAUCAGUAGUGACUUUAGCUAGCUUUGGAUUCUUUCUGUAUGAAAGCCAAGUCCAAAAGCACGCGAGUGUGGGACUUGUCUGGAAACCAGUAUGUGGUGCAGCUGCUCUUUAGUGCAUUCAAGCUGCUGUGCUGCUCUGGGAUGGGAUCCAUAGUGUAGCCAUGUCUCUUAAUUACUACUUAAUCUGUAGACCAAAUUUAAUUCAUGUCAUUCAUCAAUAAAUCUUGCCAAUCUUAAAA